Molecule: messenger RNA, 621 nt
Organism: Prunus armeniaca (apricot)
Lineage: Eukaryota; Viridiplantae; Streptophyta; Magnoliopsida; Rosales; Rosaceae
Source: the annotation of a GenBank genome assembly
AUGGAGGAAGAAGCCAUAAGGGUUUUGGGUUGGAAAGUAGGGAGAGAUUUCACAACCCUAUGUGCAACAAUGUUUCCUGUAUUGGCUUCUCUCAUCAUGGUGGUUUUGUUCCUGCGGACCAUUUGGUCUGAAUCUGAAGCUGCAGAGAAGGCAAGCAUAAACAGUGGGUAUAAUAAUUGGGGAUUCUGUAUUGGAGUCUUAACCCUAGUACUUGGUUUCUUGUUUUUGGCUGCUGGGCUUCCUUUACUCGCAGACUUGGUUAUGAAAUUGUCGGGGCAAUUGCAGAACCAUGAGGAGAGCAGAAAACAUCAAGGAGGGAAGUUGAAGACAAUAUGUAUCAUCAGCCGCCUAGCUAUAAGCAUCAUUGCAAUGUUCAUGCUAGCAUGGGCCAUUAACACCGGAAUUAGGCUUGCAACUGAACCUAGAAGAGAAGGGAAAUAUUAUCCUCUAGCAUCCCCAGUUGGUGUUGUUACUAUUAUGUUUGGCUUCACUUAUUCUAUCAUUGGACUCUGUGUAAUUGCCGAGCUAGCACUAGAAUUGAUAAAGCAGUUGCAAAGUACAGAGAAAGAAGAAUUAGUUAAUCAUCAAGUUGGCAAAAUAGAUGUCAAAUUUUUUGUUUGA